AUGGGCACCCGAUACCUCCUGGCUCUGUUCCUUGUCCUCCUGGUGUUGGGAAUGGAAGUCCAGGGGGCGUCCCUGCCGCAGGCUGACGAUCCCGACAGCCCAGCCCUGCUUGCGCGGAUGCAGGAGUCCCUGUUCGAGUACUGGAACAAAGCCAAGACCACCGCCCUAGGCCUGUACGAGAAGACCUACCUGCCCAGUGUGGAUGAGAAAAUCAGGGACAUGUAUAACAAGAGCACGGCAGCCAUGAGUACCUACACUGGGAUUGUGACCGAUCAGAUCCUGUCCCUGCUGAAGGGAGACCAGUGA
Messenger RNA from Orycteropus afer afer, 306 nucleotides. It is a transcript of the gene APOC2, whose product is annotated as apolipoprotein C2. The transcript has 3 exons. Gene Ontology annotation, molecular function: lipoprotein lipase activator activity; lipid binding; phospholipase binding. The record is from RefSeq and is a predicted model, not a curated record. Gene Ontology annotation, biological process: high-density lipoprotein particle clearance; lipid transport; positive regulation of phospholipid catabolic process. Gene Ontology annotation, cellular component: very-low-density lipoprotein particle; low-density lipoprotein particle; chylomicron. NCBI's taxonomy places the organism in Eukaryota, Metazoa, Chordata, Mammalia, Tubulidentata, Orycteropodidae. Bases 1 to 306 code for a protein of 101 amino acids.